CUGUCGAACUAGCGGAACACCAUCGUCGUCCCGCGCUCACCACCCAUCUGGGCGCCACCGCCUUUACCCACGCGGAUCCCAGCAGACAAGGACCAGGACCCCACCCACCCAUGGCCGCCCGCACGGCUCAACUUCCGCACCUGCCCAUUAGAACCCCUCUUCCGGGCACUACCCAUCACUCGCCCACGCUUUCUCUGCGGUCCUUCGACAUCAUCACGGACCGACACUCGCUGCGCGAGCUGCUGGUGUUCCUGGGAAGCGACGCGGCCGAGUUCCAGAUCAACGCCGAGGUGGUCGCGAAUACCCUACUACUGCUAGCGGCGCAGGGAAGGGGCUGGGGCCCCGCGAAUGAGGGGUAUGGCAAGAGUCUUGAGCGGAGGUUCACAAGGAGACAAGAGUGCUCCCGGGAGAGUGUGACCCAUUGCCGUGCGGUAGAGUAUACGCCCGGAGGGUUGAGGAUGCUGGUGCGCUUCGAGGUCGAUGCGUGUAUUGCGGAGGAGGAGGCCGCCGGGGAGAAGGAGGAGGCGGCCGCCGGGGAGAAGGAGGAGGCGGCCGCCGGGGAGGAAGGGGAGGGUUCAGAUUACGGUGAUGGUUAUGGUGGUGGUUUACCUUGCGAUAUUCUCGUUUGUGCCCCGAUUCUUCUACUCCAGCGUGGAGUACCUACCGAUGGCUGACCGUUGCGAGAACAGUUUUAUCGGCGGGACGUACAACAA
Molecule: messenger RNA, 713 nt
Organism: Tricharina praecox
Lineage: Eukaryota; Fungi; Ascomycota; Pezizomycetes; Pezizales; Pyronemataceae
Exons: 2
Coding region: 111-674 (187 amino acids)
Source: RefSeq, a predicted model, not a curated record